CUCCAGGUGUGCCGUGUGCUCUCUGACUGCUGCGCGCUUUUCUUCCCCGCAGGGGUAGGAACUGCGUUCUCAUGGCUGAGGUGAAGGUAAAGCUGCAGCCACCCGACGCAGAUCCAGUGGAAAUAGAAAACAGGAUUAUAGAAUUAUGUCACCAGUUCCCUCAUGGAAUCACAGACCAAGUAAUUCAAAACGAAAUGCCUCAUAUAGAAGCUCAGCAGCGGGCAGUGGCAAUCAAUAGACUGUUGUCUAUGGGUCAGUUGGAUCUUUUAAGAAGCAAUACAGGCCUUUUGUAUAGAAUAAAGGAUUCUCAGAAUGCUGGUAAAAUGAAGGGAUCAGAUAACCAAGAAAAACUAGUAUAUCAGAUCAUAGAGGAUGCAGGAAAUAAAGGAAUAUGGAGCAGAGAUAUCCGAUACAAAAGUAAUUUGCCAUUAACAGAAAUCAACAAAAUUUUAAAGAAUUUGGAAAGUAAAAAGCUUAUCAAAGCUGUUAAGUCUGUGGCAGCCUCAAAAAAAAAGGUGUAUAUGCUCUAUAACCUGCAGCCUGACCGGUCUGUGACUGGGGGAGCCUGGUAUAGUGACCAAGAUUUUGAAUCUGAAUUUGUAGAGGUGCUUAACCAGCAGUGUUUUAAGUUCCUACAAACCAAGGCAGAAACAGCCCGAGAAAGCAAACAGAAUCCAAUGAUACAAAGAAAUAGUUCAUUUGCUUCAUCACACGAAGUGUGGAAAUAUAUCUGUGAACUAGGGAUCAGUAAGGUAGAGUUGUCCAUGGAGGACAUUGAAACCAUCUUGAAUACACUCAUAUAUGAUGGGAAAGUGGAGAUGACUAUCAUCGCUGCAAAAGAAGGCACAGUUGGCAGUGUAGAUGGACACAUGAAACUAUAUAGGGCGGUCAAUCCAAUCAUCCCACCGACGGGUUUGGUCCGGGCCCCCUGUGGACUCUGCCCGGUUUUCGAUGACUGCCAUGAAGGUGGUGAGAUUUCACCAUCUAACUGUAUUUACAUGACAGAGUGGCUCGAAUUUUAAUAGAGAGCUAUUUAACUCAUGAUGGAACAUCAAAUUCCCUUGAAAGGAAACUUCACAAUAAUGGAUACAGACUUGCUGCUAUGAAAAUAUAUUUUUUAUCUAUGAAGACUAAAUUUAUAUUGGUAGAGUAACCAACAGAAUGUGAAGCAGAUAAGGUUAGUAGUGAAAUCCAUUCUUCAAUAAAUAAAAUACUCUCAAAAUUCUGGAGGACAACACCUGAAGCUUUCAAGACUUGAUUGUCCAAGGAAAAAGAAGCCAACAAAUGUAUAUUUACCAAUGGAUAAUGGCUAGAGCCUAAAAAUGCUUGUUUUGAAGUUAUUAAGGUUACUUCAUUGGAAAUUGUUUAUAUCUGGUUCAUUAUCAACAUUUCUGUUUUCUGAAUGGUUCCAUUGAGAAGAAAUCAAAACAGGAAAGGAAGGAAUAAAGCAGUCUAUGCAUGAGUGGAGGAGAGAAUUGGAACAUCCUUUUUCCACACUCCUAAUUCCUUUUCAUGUCAGAAUUAUUCUUUCAGAGGAUUAUGCUACUGUAUUUACUUUAAAUCUAAAUGACCAUUGUCAAGGAUAUGUUUUCAGUCCAUAAAUAUUAACUAUUAUUCUCAUUCUGAAGGAUUCUUUUCACUAGACCUUCUUUGUUAAAGUCUUACGAUUUCACUU
Messenger RNA from Molossus molossus (Pallas's mastiff bat), 1675 nucleotides. RefSeq names its product RNA polymerase III subunit F (gene POLR3F). Gene Ontology annotation, cellular component: RNA polymerase III complex. The record is from RefSeq and is a predicted model, not a curated record. The transcript has 9 exons. Gene Ontology annotation, biological process: transcription by RNA polymerase III. Lineage: Eukaryota; Metazoa; Chordata; Mammalia; Chiroptera; Molossidae. Bases 72 to 1022 code for a protein of 316 amino acids.